Molecule: messenger RNA, 3722 nt
Organism: Oncorhynchus kisutch (coho salmon)
Lineage: Eukaryota; Metazoa; Chordata; Actinopteri; Salmoniformes; Salmonidae
Product: protocadherin-10-like
Exons: 4
Coding region: 212-3217 (1001 amino acids)
Biological process (GO): homophilic cell-cell adhesion
Cellular component (GO): plasma membrane
Molecular function (GO): calcium ion binding
Source: RefSeq, a predicted model, not a curated record
AAAGACACUCGGCUGGGGCGAACUCCAAGGCUCCACUUCAAGUUGUGGAUGCUAUAUUAGCCUAUAUCUUUAUAUUAACUUUUUUUCCAUUUAGAAUAAAAGAGUACAAUUCGAAAAUGAUGAUUUACAGAAUAAUAUAUAUUUAAACAUAAUGAUGUUCUAACUGAGACCCAUGGAGUGUGCAUUUUUUGUAGUAUAAUCCGUCGCUCAGAUGGACCUCCGAGGCGCGAAGAGACGGCUUGGGGGGAUAUGGCAGGUGACAUGCCUAGCUCUCGUCGUAUGUGUCCUGGAUUUAGUUUGGGCUCAGAUUCGUUAUUCAAUCCCUGAGGAACUGGAACAUGGCGCUUUUGUUGGAAACAUAGCCGAGGACUUGGGUUUAGACGUCGAGAGACUCUCUGCGCGCAGAUUCAGGAUAGUUUCAGGCGCAAAAAAGCAAUACUUGGAGGUGAAUUUAGAAAAUGGUAUUUUAUUUGUAAACGAAAUAAUUGAUCGAGAGGAACUAUGUGAACAGAGUCUGUCUUGCUCUUUCCAUUUGCAAGUGGUAAUCGAAAACCCAUUAGAACUGUACAGGGUUGAGGUGGAGAUUUUAGAUGUGAACGAUAACUCACCCAGUUUUCCGUGGAGUGAGUUUAAUUUGGAUAUAUCCGAGUCGGCGGUACCCGGGUCCCGCUUCCCACUAGAGAGCGCGCAGGACUUGGACGUUGGAAGCAACUCGCUCCGCUCUUAUCUGCUGAGUGUGAAUGAACAUUUUGUCCUGGACAUCCAGACGCGUAGUGAUGGCAGUAAGUUUGCGGAGUUGGUCCUGGAGAGCCCCUUGGACAGAGAGCAGCAGAAUACGCACCAGGUGGUGCUGACGGCCGUGGAUGGAGGCUCGCCAGAGAGAUCCGGGACAGCGCAAAUCAAUAUAACAGUUCUGGAUGCAAAUGACAACGCGCCCGUGUUCGACCAGUCUUUCUACAGAGUGAGGCUUGUGGAAAACGCACCGAAGGGCACCGUUGUGAUAAAACUAAACGCAUCGGAUUUGGAUGAGGGUCCUAAUGCGGAUAUCACAUACUCUUUCAGCGGGCAUGCUCCCAUAAAAGUGCGCGAGCUUUUCAGUGUGGAUUCGCGCACUGGAGAGAUCAGAGUGAAAGGUGUCGUAGAUUAUGAAAAGGCCAGGAUGCAUGAGAUAUAUGUGCAAGCCAAGGACAAGGGCCCAUCGGCAGUGGCCGUGCACUGUAAAGUUCUAGUCAAUAUCUUAGAUGUGAAUGACAACCUCCCGGAGGUGAUCUUGACAUCAGUGUCCACACCUGUCCAAGAGGACGCACCACCGGGGACUGUGAUAGCUGUCAUCAGCGUCAUGGACAAAGACUCAGGUGAAAAUGGAAAUGUUGACUGUGAAAUUCCACAUCAUGUCCCCUUCCAGCUCCACUCCUCUUUUAAGAACUAUUACACUUUGGUUACUUGUGAUUUUUUGGACAGAGAGACGGUGCCAGAGUACAACAUCACUCUCACAGCAAGAGAUAUGGGCGCACCUCCCUUGUUCACAAGGAAAACUAUUUUAGUUCAAGUGUCAGACAUGAACGACAACACACCCCGAUUCAAGCAGCCAUCAUACACCGUCUAUUUGACAGAGAAUAACGCACCAGGAGCCUCAAUUUGCUCGGUUACUGCCCUGGAUCCAGAUUCAGACCAAAAUGCCUAUCUCUCUUACUCUAUUCUGGAAGGUGAUAUACAUGGGAUGUCCGUGUCCACCUACGUCUCCAUAAACUCAGACAACGGGAAUAUUUACGCGUUGCGUUCUUUUGACCAUGAGCAGCUAAGAAACUUUCAGAUUUUAGUCCAAGCACAAGAUGCCGGGUUUCCACCCCUGAGAACCAAUGUUACCGUAAAUGUCUUUAUUUUAGACCAAAAUGACAAUGCACCAGUCAUAGUAGCACCUCUACCCCAAAACGGCACCGCGGCGACUGAAGUGGUGCCCAGGUCAGUUGAUGCUGGCUAUCUUGUGGCAAAAAUCACUGCGAUGGACGCAGACGCAGGUCAAAACUCGCGUCUGUUCUACCAGGUGCUCCAGGCAAACGACCCUAGCCUGUUUAGCGUCGCUCUGUACACGGGCGAAAUCAGGACGAUUCGCCGAUUUGUGGAAAAAGACCCCAUAAGGCAAAUGCUGGUCAUUCUGGUCAAGGACAACGGUCAGCCACCCCUUUCGGCCACAGUUUCCAUCAUCCUGUCAGUUGUUGACAACGUGCCAGAAUCGCUGCCUGAUUUCGGCGACCUCACACUGAGCCCCCAGUACCGCUCGAACCUCACGCUGUACUUAAUAGUGUCUCUGGGCGUUAUCUCGUUCACGUUUCUUGUGGCUAUUAUCGUCCUGGCAGCGAUAAAGGGAUACAGGGACAGACAUUCCAUUCGGAGGUAUAACUUCUCUCUGAGUGCAUGCUGCGGGUUCCGAUCAGAGGAAUCUACCACUGAUGUGUUCAAGAAGUCCAACUUGAACGUUCAGAUAACCACAGGCACCAAAGGAUCCACAAACUGCGUUGAGGCAAAUGGCAACGGCCCCCUUUCUCAGCCAUACUGCUACAAGAUGUGUCUGACCCCGGAAUCAUCCAAGAGCGAUUUCAUGUUCCUAAAGUCAUGCAGUCCGAUGAAUGCGACUCCACAGAAGAAUAAUACCAAGGGCGCAGACUACCCCAAAUCGGGUUGGAGCGCACAGGACUCCCGCAGCCUGAUAGUGAACAACGGAGCAACUAUUCCGAACGAGCUCAAGCAAGCGAACAUGGACUGGACAUUGACGAAAAAUCGACGAAAUUCAGCACACAAAAGCUUUAGCUCCAUGGAGAGGACCUUCCCACGUAGACCCAGGCCGGACCCUGAUGGCUUCUCCUGCCCGGUGGCACCGCAGUACUAUACCUGGGGUAGUCAUAUGCGUGAAUACAAGAUGUCCUCCCAGGUCGAAGGGAUUGGAGGGGUUGGAAGUGUAGGAAGGGUUCCAAACCGUUCGUGGACUCCGAGCUACACCCAGCCUCCAUCUGCACAGCCACCACCUGACUACCAGCACAACGUCUACAUCCCUGGCACACCGUCUGGGUACUGCACUCUGAAGCCUGCACCCAGGGGGGAACUGGAUGUCUACAACUCAUUCUCUACGUUUGGAAAGAAUAAGAGGUUCAUCUCUAGCUAUGACCCGAGCUUUGACCAGAGAGGGGACAACCUGAUAAACAAGGACUUUUUUAAAUGAAUAUAUUAGAAGACACUGUGCAUACAAUUUAAUACACACUCCCGUGGAUGUUCAUUAACUAUUCAUAUAAUCAACCCAUAUAGUAUAAACCUCUGUGCACAAGGAAAAUUAAAAUAGUUUAGUAUAUUUGAAUCCAUGCUUCGAACACAUAACUUAAUACUUUACAGCAUAUUAUUUUCUCUCAAUACAGCAGUGUCAUAAUUCUCUCUUUUCAUUUGUAUCAUGUACAGUCCUAGUUGAUAAUGAUGAUGAGAUUGUGCAGAUAUAAGGGAAAUUAUAGUCACUUGUGGGGAUAAUGAGGAAAAUGAUCUGAGGAUAUCUGUUCCCAGCAGUUAUGGCAAAUUCUCCAAAUGCCUUGAGGGUUGCAUUGUGAAGAUUGUGCACGGCAUUCUGUUAGGCAGUAAUUUACAAGCAUGUAUAUCAUAUUGUUGUACUUUAUACCUUCAUGUUUGACCCGUUUGGCUUCUUAAACAUGUUUAUAUGUAUAAAAUCGGAUUUUACUGCU